Medicago truncatula (barrel medic) is the source of this 670-nucleotide messenger RNA. RefSeq names its product 40S ribosomal protein S16. NCBI's taxonomy places the organism in Eukaryota, Viridiplantae, Streptophyta, Magnoliopsida, Fabales, Fabaceae. Gene Ontology annotation, cellular component: cytosolic small ribosomal subunit; ribosome. The record is from RefSeq and is a predicted model, not a curated record. Bases 96 to 518 code for a protein of 140 amino acids. The transcript has a single exon. Gene Ontology annotation, biological process: translation; maturation of SSU-rRNA from tricistronic rRNA transcript (SSU-rRNA, 5.8S rRNA, LSU-rRNA). Gene Ontology annotation, molecular function: RNA binding; structural constituent of ribosome.
AAAACAGAGGUAUUCUCUGAAACCCUAGAAAUCAAAACCUGUGUGCUUCAGCUGCUGGUGUUGGUUACGGCGGAGAGAGAAAGAAGCUCAGCAAAAUGGAACAGGUGCAAUGCUUUGGCCGGAAGAAGAACGCCGUUGCAGUUACCCACUGCAAGAGAGGUCGCGGUCUCAUCAAGAUUAAUGGCUGUCCAAUCGAACUGGUGGAGCCUGAGAUUCUUCGUUUCAAGGCAUACGAACCAAUCCUCCUUCUCGGCAGACACCGUUUCGCCGGAGUUGAUAUGAGGAUCCGUGUGAAGGGUGGAGGUCACACUUCUCAGAUCUAUGCCAUUCGUCAGAGUAUUGCCAAGGCUUUGGUUGCUUACUAUCAGAAAUAUGUUGAUGAACAAAGUAAGAAGGAGAUUAAGGAUAUUCUUGUUCGUUAUGAUCGUACUCUUCUUGUUGCUGAUCCUAGACGCUGUGAGCCUAAGAAGUUUGGUGGUCGUGGUGCUCGUGCUAGGUUCCAGAAAUCUUAUCGUUAGAUUUUUUUUUAUCUUUUCUUUCUGUUAUUGGAUUUGAUAUUUUCAUGUUAUUCGGUACUCUUGCUAUGCACUUGUUUCAAUUCAGUUUUGGUGGAUUUUCAGUGGAAUUAUAAAAGAUUUUGGUUAAUUCAAUUUGUGUGCUUUUUAAUUUA